Messenger RNA from Durusdinium trenchii, 1089 nucleotides. The record is from the annotation of a GenBank genome assembly. Lineage: Eukaryota; Dinophyceae; Suessiales; Symbiodiniaceae.
AUGUGGGAGGUGGUGGGCGGUGGAGACAAGGGCGGCAUCUUAGUGCGUGCAGGGCAAGGCACCUCGAGUGAGCAAUUGCCGGAGCGACUUAGUACUGGUGCCAUUGUUGAGGAGUUGGAGUUGGCAGGUGAACGGCUGCAUUACAAGUUGGUCACCGGUCAAGGACCUGCCAGUGGUUGGGUGAGUGUGACCCUCAAAGAUAAGGCGCUGCUCAUCCGCAAAGAUAGCCCUGCAACGGAGCCCGAGACUGCCAAGUCCAAGGAGCUCCGAGACGGGGACUACUUCGUGACUUUAGGGCCAAUCUUCAAGAAAGCAGGGACUGACCCUGAGACCCAGAAGAUUGUGCAGCUGAAUCGGAAGGUUGGUGCGAUUGUGCACACCACCGGGAAGAUCUGGAAGGGCCCUACCGGCGGCUUCUGGGUGGAGCUGGAUGUCUCUCAAGGCGACUCGGGCGCGGGCGAGAAGCCCGGCUACGUCAUGAUUGACGCUGCCGGCUUCGGAACGCCCGGGCCGUGCCUGCAGAAGGCGUCCCCAGAGGAUGGACUACCCCGCGUGCUGAAGGCUAAGAGGCCCGAAGGCAUGAAAGCCUGGGAUGGAAGCAGCUCUGACAAGGACUUCUUGGUCUACAGCAAGACCACUGGAGCUGAAAUGAGGAUCGUCCUCGCUAUGCUCUUUCAGCUGAAGGCUGAGGCCAUCAGCAUCAAGAUUGGGCAGGGUGUGUUGGAGCCCAAUGGUACGGUGGGUGGCCACUUUCAGGGUGAUGAAGUGCACUUCGAGGUGACUGGUGGGAAGCCGAUGAAGCUGGUGGUCAUGAGCCCACUGGAGCUUGGGGAAAAGCUGACAGAUCUGGAGAUCAAAGAUGAUUGGACCGUAGGACAAGUGCGGAAGCUGCUGUGCAGCAUCACUGGUUUGAAGGAAUCCAGUAUGCUGAUGGCCAAGGGCAAAAUGGGCGAAAGGGUCAGUGAAGACGCCCAGCUGAAGCUCACCGACCUUGUCGUCGACUAUGGCUACAAGGACGGUGAUGAGAUUGGCUUCAUCUACAUGGGUGAUCCCGAGGGCGACUUGAAGGACUUCCUCUCAAAGAAGUGA